This is a messenger RNA of Pocillopora meandrina, 3237 nucleotides long. Lineage: Eukaryota; Metazoa; Cnidaria; Anthozoa; Scleractinia; Pocilloporidae. The record is from the annotation of a GenBank genome assembly.
AUGGUGCUGGAAAAACUGCCAAGGGUGUGUACUUGAUCUGACCUUAAUUUGAUUCAAAACAGACUAUUUCCAGAUAUUAAUUUUUUUAACCUAGACUUUUGCUAAUACUUGAUCAUCACAAUUUUAGUGGCUGGAAAAAUAUACAACUCAAGUUGGAUCCUUGCCAGUUUUUAACACUGUCACUCCGAAUCAUGUCCUUGUGAAUGAGUAUGAACCUGGUCAAGGAAUUAUGGUAAGAUUUUAAAUGAUAUUUUUAGCCACCAUUUAAAUCACUGACUUAAAAUUUAGAAUCAACUUGUGGGGUAGUUUAGAUUAAUUAUCCAAUCUUGUUCCCAGUUUUUCUCCUCUUACAGAUCAGGAAGAGAGAACCUGGGAACAAGGUUGAUAAAUCAUUAAUUAAUACUAUUAGCCCUCAAUGUUUUGUCAAAUGUAUAAUUGCACAUUUAAUGAUGCCUGAGAUUUUUUUAGAAGUUACUAUAGAAACUUGUGUGUAAGCCACACUUGUGUAUAAGCUGCACCCCCAACUUUCAAGCAUGAUUUUGGCAAAAAAGAAACUCCAAAAAAGCACUCUUGUAAAAAAAAGGGUUGGUUGUUUAUUCACAGAUGUUCACAAUAAACUCAACUAAAUCUAAUGUUGUGUAUUUGCAGUGACAUUGAUAAGUUAAUCAACUCUGAAAAUACCUUUUAAAAGCUUUUCUUUAAUUGAUUUCCCUGUGACUGACAACAGUUGUCUUCAUUGCUUGAGCUCACAGCUAAAAUGAAAACGAUGGAAUUUGAACAAAAAUAAAGCACAGGAGAAUGAUGGAAAAUGUUUGUUUGGUAACCAUGUGGGAAGUCUGGAUACUAGAGACAAAUAAUGGUCUCAUGUAUAAGCCGCACCUGCAAUUUUUGGCCCAAAACUUAAGCAAAAAGCUGUGGCUUGUACACAAGUCUUUAUGGUAGUUUGUUGCUAACAUAUUAUUGCAACAUUUGCUAAAUGAUUAUUUAUUCAAUUGCAGCAGAUCUGUGUAUAAACUAAGGUACACACUGAAAAGAGAAAUAUCACCGACUCUAAUAAAAAAAAAAACAACUUAGCCACAAAAAUCAGAUAUCUAUUAACCUAACCAACUUAACAGGGUGUGAAAUUAAUUUUUUUUUUCUGGUAGCCACUGGGCUCCUAAAUUUUUCAAAGUGGUAGCCAAUUCAUAAAAAGUUGGUCACCAUUUUUAAAGACAAAUAAAACCUUUUUUAAUGCUGUUAGCGUUCUAGAUAGACCCUCCAAAAUUAAGUUAGGAAAAAGAUCUUUAACGAGCUACAAAUUGGACACUAGGAUGUCCAAUUUAAUUCACUUUAUCUCUAAGUAAGGUUAUGAUGAAGCAUUCUAGUCGCCAAUUUGGCGACUAAUUUUCAGGAUUUGGUCGCCAAAGUGAAAAAUUUAGUUGCAUUGGCGCCUGUAUUGGGUGCAAUUUCACACCCUGAACUAACAGAAUGAUUCCACCCAACUGAAAGCCAAUACAAUGGAUGCCACACUAAUCAAUUAGAACCAACUAGAUUUACAACAUUCACUGGAUAAACAGCUUUCCACAAUAAUGUCUUCAGCUCUUGUGGUCAAAAUUUCAGUCACUUUGACACUCCUGAACAGCAGUGUCAUUAAUAUUGGGCAUUUACAUCAAACAAUAACAGUUAUUUCCAAGUUUAAAGAUCCAUUCAUUUUACGAGCACUGAGAGCUCCCCUGACAUGGAGGAUUGAGCUGCAUGUGCCUAAUUUGAUUUUUGUAUACAACCACUCUUGAAGACAGUGGAGGUGUUUUGUCAAAAGCCCAUGCAGUUUUAUAUCUUCUGACUGUUUUCCUGUCUUUCAGCCUCACGAAGAUGGUCCGUUGUUCUAUCCAGUGGUCUCAACAAUAAAUCUUGGAUCCCACACCUUUUUGGAUUUUUACCAUCCUUUGAAAAAGGCUUCAGAGAAAACAGAGGUUAGGGCUAGCUUUAGAUAAUCAUUCCAUGGGGUUAAAAGUAAAUAUAGGGAAAUGAGAACAAUUAAAUCAGAUAGCCAUUAAGUUUUUGGGGUGGUGGUGUUAUAGCAGGUACCAUGGGUCUCCUGUGUAGCAGUUACCAUCUCUGAUGGGUACCUUGUGUAGGGGAGGUGGGGUUAUAGCAGAUACCUUGUGUUGCGAGGAAGGAGAGGGGUGUUAUGAUGGGAUGCCAUGGGCUCAAAUUCCGAAAGUGAGUCCUUAGCAUGCUCAAUACUUUUGACCAUUUCCCUUAAUGUAUGUUAAUUGCGUUAAAAGAAAUUUUUUUUUUUUUUUUUACUUUCAGGAAAAUGCUUCAUCAUCAAUGCUGAAUGAACGCUACUUUAUGUCACUUUUAUUGGAGCCCAGAAGCUUAUUCCUACUGACAGGAGACCUCUAUCACAAUUACUUACAUGGCAUUGCAGAGAGAACUUAUGAUGUUGUCACAGAUAAGGUGGCUAACCUGGAUGCUUGUAAUAAUGCUACACUUGGAGACAUUUUACAACGAAAUACAAGAAUUUCACUCACCAUAAGAAACGUGCCAAAGAUUCUUAAAUUCAAGAUUAAUCUGGGGAGAUGACAAAAACAAUUUAUGAGUGACUGUUAUUAGAUUCCACAGUUCCUUAUGACUGCUUGUGUAUACAUCUCCAAGUGGAUUACUCCUUGUUGGGGUUUUUUCAACUCCCUGUUCAGCUGAUUUUCAAAGAGACAAUAAGCAACUAUUGAUAUAAGAAUAAUGGGAAAUCUGUAAAAAUUUAAAAAAUUUACUUGAAAAAAAAAAAAAUGAAUACAAAGAUAAUCAGGACUGCAAAGACAAAAAGUCAGUAAAUUUAACCCUUUAACUCCUAAGAUCUGAUUGUUGAUUCUCCCUUCUAGCUGCCACAAGUUUCCUUGUAAAUUAGUUAUGAGAAAUGGUGUUAGAUCAGGAUAGCAACUUCUACCUGAUAAGUUUGAGUACUCUCAUUACCUGUUUGCUGGAUAAUGUAUGAAUAUUAUAGGGAGAAGUUUUAUGUUAAUCACUUCUGGAAGUUAAAGGGUCAAGUUUAUUUUUCAACUCCAUUCUAGCUAUGUGAUUUGUCAGCCUUUUUCUUUAUGUUUACCAAUCUUCAUACUGUAAACUAAGUUUAAUUUUUAUCUGCAUGCCAAAGUUACUACACUAUAAACUCUUUUAAAGAAAAUUCUAAUUUUACUUGGAGAAAGUAACGUAUAGUGCAUAAUUCUAUUUUGUAUGGAGGACAACUUGUGUCUU